AGAAUCUAGCUUCAUCAAUAGAAAAAUCCCUUUGCCUCUUUGAUCAUUUGCCUUGAAUAUUUUUCUGUGGGUUUGUGAUUGAUUAUCAAUUUGGGUCCAUCAAAAUAGUGGCACAUCACUUGCCGUCUCUAUUGCACUUAAUCAUGGAGCAAAUUUUCAAUCAUUUCCUUCAGGGACUCUUCUUGCUGUAUUUUGUUUCAGCUUCCUCAGCCAUGACCACAACCAAUAUUACCACUGAUCAAGAUGCUCUUCUUGCGUUGAGAGCUCGCAUCACCUCACAGGGCCCUCAUCAAAUCCUGUUGAAAAACUGGUCUGUUUCUUCCCCUGUAUGUCAGUGGGUAGGAGUCACUUGUGGCUCUUGUCACCGGCGAGUAACUGCCUUGGAUCUUUCCAAUAUGAGUCUUAGUGGCAUCAUACCACCGCAGCUGGGAAAUAUGUCAUUUCUGGUUUCCCUUAACCUGAGUAGAAAUAAUUUUCACGGAGAGCUGCCGCAUGAAUUUGCUCGAUUACGCCGGUUGAGGGUGCUUGAUUUAGAUGUCAACAAUCUCAAUGGAGAGUUUCCUGAGUGGUUUGGUUUCCUUCCUCAACUUCGACUAUUAUCUCUGAAUACCAACAGUUUCACUGGCUUCAUCUCACCAUCCUUGGCUAAUGUUUCCAAGCUGGAAACGUUAGGUCUGUCAUUCAACUAUCUCCAGGGAAAUAUUCCAACAGAGAUUUUCAACAUUUCCUCACUGGAAUCGAUUUUCUUCCAGAAUAAUAGUUUAUCUGGUAGCAUUCCAGAUAAUAUGUGUCAACAUCUUCAGAGACUCAAGUGGAUUGAGCUGUCAGGGAACAAGUUAAAUGGUCAAAUACCAUCAAGCACACAUAACUGUUCACAACUUCAAUUGCUGGACCUUUCUUCGAAUUACUUCACUGGAUUCAUACCAAAAAAAAUUGGCACUUUGAAGGCACUUGAGCGGCUAUAUCUAAGCUGGAACAGUUUAGAAGGUGAAAUUUCAAAAGAGAUGGCUAAUUUAACUAUGCUGAAAGAACUUGACGUUGGUUACAACAGCAUAACAGGUGCAAUACCCCAAGAGAUCAGCAAGCUACGCAAUUUGGAACUACUCUACUUGUUGGUGAAUAACUUAACUGGUUUCAUUCCAAUGCAGAUCUUUAAUCUGUCACAGAUAAGAAUUUUCAGUCUUACAAGAAACAAACUUUCUGGCAAUCUUCCAAGGAUGGGUUUUCCAAAUUUAGAGGAGCUUUAUCUCGCCGAGAAUAACUUCUGGGGACCAAUACCGGACUCUAUCUCCAAUUGUUCUAAACUGAAGAUAAUAGAAUUUGCUUAUAACAACUUCGCAGGUUCUAUUCCCAAUUCCUUUGGGGAUCUAAGACUCCUAGAAAUUCUAUCUCUAGGAGCCAACAAUUUAACGAGUGACUACUCUUCAUCUAGUUCAGAGCUGAGCUGGAUCAAUUCCUUGGCAAAUUGCAAACAUUUGAGAAUACUUAUCGUGAGUGAAAAUCCGCUUAACGGCUUUCUUCCAAAUUCUAUUGGCAAUCUUUCAACUUCGCUUCAACAACUUUCUGCAUACAAUUGCCACUUAAGGGGCAGCAUUCCGGAUGAAAUUGGCAACUUGAGUAGCCUGAUCAUUUUAAGUCUGUUCACUAAUCAGUUAAGUGGGAUGCCGCCAAUUACCAUGAAAAAUUUGGAAAACCUUCAAGGGUUAGAUCUUCACGACAACAAGUUGAGCAAAAACUCCCUUGAUUAUCUAUGCGUUCUGCAAAACUUGGCCGAAAUAUAUUUGGGAGCAAAUCAAAUAUCAGGAUCCAUUCCGGCGUGCAUAGAAAAUGUUACUUCUUUGAGAUACCUGUACCUAGAUUCCAACGCGUUAAGCUCUAGUGUGCCUACCACUGUAUGGAACCUAAAAGAUUUGUUGGUGCUUAACCUCUCCUCAAACUCACUGCGUGGAAGUUUACCUCCUGAGAUUAGGAACUUAAAGGCAGCAAUUUCUAUUGAUUUGUCAAUCAAUGAGAUUUCAGGUGGUAUUCCUAGCCCAUCGGAGAUAUGGUGA
Messenger RNA from Coffea arabica (coffee), 2051 nucleotides. NCBI's taxonomy places the organism in Eukaryota, Viridiplantae, Streptophyta, Magnoliopsida, Gentianales, Rubiaceae. The record is from RefSeq and is a predicted model, not a curated record.